UAUCUUCGCUUGGUGACAUCCUCCCCUCCUUCUGAAGCAACGACACAAUGACCAAGUCCUUCGUCUUCGUCACGGGCAACGCCAACAAGCUGCGCGAGGUGCAGCAGAUCCUCCAGGCGGGCGACAGCGGCAUCAGCUGCACGUCGCAGUCGGUCGACGUGCCCGAGCUGCAGGGCACGACGCAGGAGGUCGCCAUCGCCAAGGUCAAGGCUGCCGCCGAGAAGAUUGGCGGGCCAUGCGUGACCGAGGACACGGCGCUGUGCUUUGACGCGCUCAACGGGCUGCCGGGGCCCUACAUCAAGGACUUUAUGGGUGCUGUCGGCCACGAUGGCCUCAACAAGAUGCUCGUUGGGUUCAACAACACCAAGGCGACCGCGCUCUGCACGUUUGCGUACUCUGCCGGCCCUGGAUCCGAGCCCAUCCUCUUCGAGGGCAGGACAGAGGGCAACAUUGUGCCGGCGCGCGGAGGGCCCGGCUUCGGCUGGGACCCGACGUUCCAGCCCGUCGAGAGCAACGGACUCACGUACGCUGAGAUGCGGGCCGAGGACAAGAACAAGAUCUCGCACAGGUACCGCGCGCUCGAGAAGCUCAAGACGUAUCUCCAGGCGCAGGCGUAGAGCAUAG
Vanrija pseudolonga is the source of this 624-nucleotide messenger RNA. RefSeq names its product Inosine triphosphate pyrophosphatase. Gene Ontology annotation, biological process: nucleoside triphosphate catabolic process. The coding region runs from base 48 to 617 and encodes 189 amino acids. Gene Ontology annotation, cellular component: cytoplasm. Lineage: Eukaryota; Fungi; Basidiomycota; Tremellomycetes; Trichosporonales; Trichosporonaceae. Gene Ontology annotation, molecular function: nucleoside triphosphate diphosphatase activity. The record is from RefSeq and is a predicted model, not a curated record. The transcript is spliced from 3 exons.